AUGGCCAGCCCCCAUUCCGAUACGGCUGCGGAAGACAUUCUCAUUGCUUCUACUCCUCCGCCUGCGCGGACACGUUCAGCAGACAGCAUGAGCAAAUCCACUUAUGCAUCUCCUCCACCAAUAUCGGGAAGCAUGACCCCUCCGCCUUCUACACAACCUCCCCGAUUCCAUUCGCCGAUCAACCGCUUAAGUGUUGGGCCCAGUGACACCCUACCUGCGUCCCCCCCAAUGACAGUCAGAACCAAUGUUCUACUUGCGUUGCCCACACCAGACGCGAUCGCAAAAGCAGACAUUGAAGAACUCCGAAGAAUGGCCAAAGAGUUGGUCGCCGCUGUCCGAGAUGCUAGAACCUCCGCCGCACACUUCAAAUUACAACACAGUUUCUUGGUCAUGGAGUCUGAGGAGGCUGCACAACGAGCUGAAGUUGAGCACCAGAUGACUCGCAGAGAAGUUGAAGUCCUUCAAGCUGCUGAGCACAGACAGCGCCGGUCAUUCUCAAUGAAUUCUCGAAAUUCUCAACCACCACCGCAACCGCAGAUUGAUGCAUUGACCAGAACCUGUAGGGUGUUGGAGGAGGAGCGAGAUGAAGUAGAGCAUCAAUUAUUGCGAGCUAAGAAACUGGUGGAGCUAGAGAAGGACAAAGUUGAGCUGUUGACGGAAGAAAAUGCUCGGCUCAAGAAACGCAUUCGCGAGAACAGAGAGCAUUUUACUCGGCUCAAAAGCUUGUCCCCAACGUAUACAACGCCUCGCGACACGUAUACCACCCCUCAGCGCAAAGCAGUACCACGGUUUGCAGAGUCUGCGCCGAAUCAUGCGAAUAUUGCAGCUCUUCUGGCAGCCGAUCAAGUCCUCAGCGGAGAGAGCGUCAGUGUUCCAUCUACUCCCACCAGAACUCACACCACUAAAUUUAAACAUGGUCACAUUCGUGGUACCCACUCUUUAUCCUCGCUUCACACUACACCUGCACAAACGCUCCCUAUGACUCACAAUGGUUAUUCGGAAUCGAUGGUACCAUUUUCUGCUCCCGCUUCCCAACUGGCGAUUGAGUCAGCAGAAAGAGAACGUCAUGAUCGAGACAGCACCAUAUCGAUCUCUGAUGCUGAAGAAGGCAGUGACGAUAAUAUCCCUCAGUCACAGGCCAGUUCUUUGGCGAGCGACAUGUUACGGAGAAAUCCCGGAAGCCAGGAGAGCUUAAGACUAUCACAGAAUGCAGAGCGCUCAAGCAGUCUCCUUCAAACUAAGCUCUUCGGACCCGUUAAGAAAUCGAGUCAUCUCAGAAAGCGAGGAGCCAGCUUCGGGGAGGCAGACAUCAAAGCCAAAAAGGCAAAAGUUUCUCAUGGUGUUGGGCUUGGUAUUGAAUCGUGGAGUCAAAGUUAG
This is a messenger RNA of Rhinocladiella mackenziei CBS 650.93, 1377 nucleotides long. RefSeq lists its product as uncharacterized. NCBI's taxonomy places the organism in Eukaryota, Fungi, Ascomycota, Eurotiomycetes, Chaetothyriales, Herpotrichiellaceae. The coding region runs from base 1 to 1377 and encodes 458 amino acids. The record is from RefSeq and is a predicted model, not a curated record. The transcript has a single exon.